This is a messenger RNA of Sorex araneus (European shrew), 4500 nucleotides long. It is a transcript of the gene TGFBR2, whose product is annotated as transforming growth factor beta receptor 2. Gene Ontology annotation, biological process: cellular response to growth factor stimulus; protein phosphorylation; heart development. NCBI's taxonomy places the organism in Eukaryota, Metazoa, Chordata, Mammalia, Eulipotyphla, Soricidae. The transcript has 7 exons. Gene Ontology annotation, molecular function: transforming growth factor beta receptor activity, type II; transforming growth factor beta binding; ATP binding. The record is from RefSeq and is a predicted model, not a curated record. Bases 40 to 1743 code for a protein of 567 amino acids. Gene Ontology annotation, cellular component: plasma membrane; signaling receptor complex.
CGCUCGGGACUCGGUCUAUGCGGAGCAGCGGGGGCUGCCAUGGGUCGGGGGCUGCUCCGGGGCCUGUGGCCGCUGCACCUCGUCCUGUGGAUGCGCAUCGCCAGCACGAUCUCACCGCACGUUCAGAAGUCGGUUAACAAUGACAUGAUGGCUACGGACAGCAAUAGUGCAAUGAAGUUUUCACAGUUGUGUAAAUUCUGUGAUGUGAGAUCAUCGACGUGUGACAACCAGAAAUCUUGCAUGAGCAACUGCAGCAUUACGGCCAUCUGCGAGAACGCACAAGAAGUCUGUGUGGCUGUCUGGAGAAAAAAUGAUGAAAACAUAACCCUCGAGACGGUUUGCCAUGACCCCAAGCUCACCUAUCAUGGAUUUGUUCUUGACGAUGCGGAUUCUCCAAAGUGUAUAAUGAAGGAGAAAAAGAGGUCUGGUGAGACUUUCUUCAUGUGUUCCUGUAGCUCUGAAGAGUGCAACGACUACAUCAUCUUCUCGGAAGAAAUCGACAGCAACAACCCCGACUUGUGGUUAGUCAUAUUCCAAGUGACAGGUGUCAGCCUCCUGCCACCCCUGGGGAUUGCCAUUGCUGUCAUUGUCACCUUCUACUGCUACCGUGUACACCGGCAGCAGAAACUGAGUCCCUCAUGGGAGACCAGCAAACCGAGGAAGCGCAUGGAGUUCAGCGAACACCUGGCCAUCAUCCUGGAGGAUGACCGCUCAGACAUCAGCUCCACGUGCGCCAACAACAUCAACCACAACACCGAGCUGCUGCCCAUCGAACUGGACAUGCUGGUGGGCAAAGGCCGCUUUGCCGAGGUCUACAAGGCCAAGCUGAAACAGAACACUUCCGAGCAGUUUGAGACCGUGGCGGUUAAAAUCUUCCCUUACGAGGAAUAUGCCUCCUGGAAGACAGAGAAAGACAUUUUCUCCGACAUCAACCUCAAACAUGAGAACAUUCUCCAGUUCCUGACAGCUGAGGAGCGCAAGACUGAAUUGGGGAAGCAGUAUUGGCUGAUCACGGCUUUCCAUGCCAAGGGCAACUUGCAGGAGUACCUCACCAGGCAUGUCAUCAGCUGGGAGGACCUGCGCAAGUUGGGCAGCUCCCUGGCCCGGGGCAUUGCUCACCUGCAUAGCGAUCACACCCUGUGUGGGACACCCAAGAUGCCCAUCGUGCAUAGGGACCUCAAGAGCUCCAACAUUCUUGUAAAGAAUGACCUGACCUGCUGCCUCUGUGACUUUGGUCUUUCCCUGCGUCUAGACCCAACGCUGUCUGUGGAUGACUUGGCCAAUAGUGGGCAGGUGGGAACUGCAAGAUACAUGGCCCCAGAAGUUCUAGAGUCCAGGAUGAAUUUAGAGAACGUUGAGUCAUUCAAGCAGACGGAUGUCUACUCCAUGGCUCUGGUGCUCUGGGAAAUGACGUCUCGGUGCAAUGCUGUGGGAGAAGUGAAAGAUUAUGAGCCACCGUUUGGUUCCAAGGUACGGGAGCAUCCGUGUGUGGAAAGCAUGAAGGACAAUGUGCUGAGAGAUCGGGGGCGACCAGAAAUCCCUAGUUCCUGGCUCAAUCACCAGGGCAUCCAGAUGGUGUGUGAGACGCUGACCGAGUGCUGGGACCACGACCCUGAGGCCCGGCUCACAGCCCAGUGCGUGGCAGAACGCUUCAGCGAGCUGGAGCACCUGGACCGACUCUCGGGACGGAGCUGCUCUGAGGAGAAGAUUCCUGAAGACGGCUCUCUGAACACUACCAAAUAGCUCUUCCAGGGCAGGCCGGGCCGAAGCCAAGGAAGCUAUCCCAUCACCAAAGAACAGAGGCAGAAAGAAGCUGCCCCAGAACCUGAGCUUUCUGGAAACCUGGCUUUUCUUCCUCCUGUCAGCUGUGGGAGAGAGAGCAGCCACCACGGCAGAGGGGAGUGGGUGACAGGAAGCAUUCUGUGCCUUUGACAUUGUCAUGGGAUAAGCUGUUAGCACUUCCUCAGGAAAUGAGUUGAUUUUGACAAUAGCCAAUAACAUUUGCACUUUAUUAAUGCCUGUAUAUAAAUAUGGAAUAGCUAUGUUUUAUAUAUAUAUAUAUUUCUAUAUAUGUCAUAUCUAUAUAUAUAUAUAUAUACAGCCAUACUCUGGAAAGAGACAAGGAGAAAAAAAAGAAAAGAUACCUAGGAUAUGGGUUGGAUGGGAGUGCUCCGGAACAGCACGCAGCUAGAAGGGGCCCGUGGCAGCAUUAGCACACAAUCAUCGCUCCAUAUUCGGUUCUCUGACUAUGCGGGGGCACACUUUGCUUUGGAGAAGUGGCGCUUGUUUCAGAGUUCAGGAAAGUUGCACUGCACUAGCUUUUGCAAAACCAGGCCCUGCCCAUGGGUUCCCUUCUGUCUGUGGAGUGAGAGCCUGCUGUUCAGAGGGUCCUGUUGGGCCACGCCGUUCGUGGUUAGAUACUGAGGAUCAGAAACAAUAUGUCCAUUGUGUCUCAGCUCUGGACUUUUCACUUGAGCUUCAGGCUCUUACCUAUGACUCAUGAACUACCUUUCUCAACUAGCUCAAAACUCUCUAAGAGCAUAGACAUUUGCAAUCUCAUUUCUUGACCUCAGACUUCAGGAAGAAAAGCAGGACAGUUCUCUUGAAUCAGUUAAUCAUUCACUGGCCCCCUUUCAUCCUGAGGAAAGAUUCUUCUUUUAAGCACCGCCCGACUUCACCCCCGGUCCCCAUUUCUAGUCCAAAUCUCAGCCUUCUCCCAUUCCUACAAGGGAACAAAUGUCCCCUCUUGGGUUCAUCCUCUAAAAUUUUUCAUCACAGUUUGGCUUAGAUCUCUCGUUGUCUGUGCAAACAGCAGUAGGUUCUUUUUAUUUUUUUCCUUCUUUUUUUUUUCUGGGCUCCUGAAGUUUGAGUACAUUUGGCACGGGUGGGAAAGAUUUGCGCUGCUACAGUCAGGACUGCUGCCUCGGGGACUUUGAACCUACAUUUUGCUUGGCCAGCACAGCACUGAACAAAAGUAAUUCACUUUUUCAAUAUUUGGAGACUGCAAAAAAAAAAUAUCUAGGUCCCUAAGUGAGGAUAGAGAGCAGAUGCUUUCCUGUUUUCUUCAGUCUCCGUCAUUCACAAAACAAAAAAAAGGUGAGCAAUGAGAGAAAGCUGCUUCACUUCUUAGAACAAUGAUGUUUCCCAUUACCCAAUCCCACCCCAGUCUGCAGGUUGAGCUCACCCUUAACGAAGCUCCCUUAUAAGAAAUGUGCAUUAAAGCAGCCAUUCUUUGGCUCUAUAGUAUGGUUUUGGUCACACCCUCUACCCACUCUGGGGUUAAGAUAGGAUGUUGAGGGGCUGGAGCCAUAGCACAGCGGGUAGAGCGUUUGCCUUGCAUGCGGCCAACCUGGGUUCGAUUCCCAGCAUCCCAUAUGGUCCCCUGAGCACCGCCAGGAGUUAAUUCCUGAGUGAAGAGCCAGGACUAACCCCUGUGCAUCGCCAGGUGUGACCCAAAAAGCCAAAAAAAAAAAAAAAAAAAAAGAUAGGAUGUUGGUUUUUUGUUUUUUUUUUUAAAGACUAAAGCGGACCUUUUCUACAGGGUCCCUGUAAACAAAUCUUCUGUGCUUAUAUGUUAAGAGUUUUCUCCCCUGUGUCUGGAAGGGGAGCUCUUUUUCUCCAAGAAGCUUUUGCCAUGGUUAAUGGCCUGUCAUUAACCUUACCAACCUCUGCAGAAUUUACAAGUGAGGACUUGAAUGAGGGACACAAGAGUCCCAUUUGCAGUUAGGCAAUUUGUGUCCACACGGACAAGAACAGAGAGUGAGCUUUAAUACUCCGUAGGAAGCAUGUUAAUCCAUAAAAAUGUAUUCAUGCUGCAAAUAACAGUCUCUUUUUAAAAACUGUGUUUGAAGCUACUUAUUUUCAGCCAAAUAGGAAUUUUAUCAAGGGACCGGCAAUGAGCAGAUCAGCUCAAUUUUAGAUUUGAAAAGGUCUCCAUCUCAUUGGGUUUUCACAGGAUAUGUUGACAUUUGAGGUUAGGUGGAACUUUCUAGAACCCUGCUCAGUGUGGGUAGGCUGAGAGAGUUCAAGACAGACUGGCUGCAGUGCCAUGAAAUGCCUAGGAAUUCUGUGCUCCUUAGGGCUCUUUGAUACCAUCUCAACAGCUGUUGCUCAUUGACCUCUAGUGGCGAAUUUCUAGAAUACCGGUCGAUCAAUAGGAUCUUCCAAACUUCAAGAAUUUUAUCAUUUCUUGGUCAUCAUCAGCCUAAACUGGAAUGUAGUGUCAGGUGAUACUGUGGCUCUUUUUGUUUAUUUUCUUGUGCUCAAGAAAAAGACCAAGACUACAUUCUUUAGUUCCUAAAAAUACUACUAUGCAUAAAAAAAAAAGUUUUAUUCUUUUUAUGGAACAUUUCAACAGUAAUCAUGUAUUAAAAUAGGAAUGUGAAAUGCUAUAUACUCUUUUUAUAUCAAAUGUCUCAAGCACUUAUUUCCAUUUUAUGCAUUGUCUUUUGUAUAAAUAAAAUGUUUAUUAGAUUGAAUAAAGUAAAAAUACUCAGGUCA